CUGGAAGAAGGAGAGAGGAAGAGGAGCCCAAGGGGUAGCGGCGGCCGCGGCCAACGACUUCUCUGAGCGCUGACAGGCUGGGCCGGCGCCCGGCGCGCUCCGGAGUUGGUGCCGCCGCCUCGGCCGCUCGGCCCUGGGCCCGGACUCGCGGCGCGCGUCGGGGCGGAGAGCUGCUGCGGCCGCGCGGGGACAGGCCCGGGGCUCGCCGCCCAGGGAUGUGAGUGGGAGCCGACCCCGCGCGGGAGGGCCCGGGAGGGCCCAGCCUGGCGGACGCCGGGACCCCUACCCACGCCGGGGGCUCCGCGAAUUCCGGCCCGCCGCGGGCGCCGGGUCGGAGCAGCCCCUGCGGGCCUGGGGGCGCGUCCUCGCCGCGGGAUCGGUGCAGCUGGUUACAGAAGCAAGAGAGGGAGCAAGAUGUGUACUGUUGCGCGUCUGAAGAAAAAGGCCCUUCCUCCCCUUCCCGCGAAGGCAAAUGUUCUGAAUAAAACUCUGCUUGGGAAUGGCUUGCCUUACAAUGACAGAAAUGGAAGGAACAUCCGUAUCUCCUGUGCAACAGAAUGGUGAUAUUCCUGGAAACGCGAAUCCCGUGAAGCAAAUAGAUCCACUCCUACAGGUGUAUCUUUAUCAUUCUCUUGAGAAAGCCGAAGGAGAGUAUCUGAAGUUUCCAACUGGGGAGUAUGUUGCAGAAGAAAUUUGUGUUGCUGCUUCUAAAGCUUGUGGAAUCACACCUGUGUAUCAUAGCAUGUUUGCUUUAAUGAGUGAAACAGAAAGGAUUUGGUAUCCGCCCAACCAUGUCUUCCAUAUAGAUGAAUCAACCAGGCACAAUGUACUCUACAGAAUAAGAUUUUACUUUCCUUACUGGUAUUGUAAUGGCAGCAACAGAACCUAUCGGCAUGGGAUAUCUCGAGGUGCUGAAGCUCCUCUUCUUGACGACUUUGUCAUGGCCUACCUUUUUGCUCAGUGGCGGCAUGAUUUUUUACAUGGAUGGAUAAAAAUACCCGUGACCCAUGAAACACAGGAAGAAUGUCUUGGAAUGGCUGUGUUAGAUAUGAUGAGACUAGCCAAAGAGAAGGAUCAAACCCCACUGGACAUCUAUAGCUCUAUCAGCUACAAGACAUUCUUACCAAAAUGUGUUCGAGCAAAGAUCCAAGACUAUCAUAUUUUGACAAGGAAACGAAUAAGGUACAGAUUUCGCAGAUUUAUUGAGCAAUUCAGCCAUUGCAAAGCCACUGCCAGAAACUUGAAACUUAAGUAUCUUAUAAAUCUGGAAACUCUUCAGUCUGCCUUCUACACAGAGCAGUUUGAAGUAAAAGAACCUGGAAGAGGGCCUUCAGGUGAGGAGAUUUUUGCAACCAUUAUAAUAACUGGAAACGGUGGAAUUCAGUGGUCAAGAGGGAAACAUAAAGAAAGUGAGACUCUGACAGAACAGGAUUUACAGUUAUAUUGUGACUUUCCUGAUAUUAUUGAUGUUACUAUUAAGCAAGCAAGCCAAGAAGGCUCAAAUGAAAGUAGAAUUGUAACUAUCCAUAAGCAAGAUGGUAAAAAUCUGGAAAUUGAACUUAGCUCAUUAAGAGAAGCGUUGUCCUUUGUGUCAUUAAUUGAUGGCUAUUAUAGAUUAACUGCAGAUGCACAUCAUUACCUCUGUAAAGAAGUAGCACCUCCAAUGGUCCUUGAAAAUAUACAGAGCAACUGUCAUGGCCCAAUUUUAAUGGAUUUUGCCAUCAGUAAACUGAAGAAAGCAGGUAAUCAGACUGGACUCUAUGUACUUCGAUGCAGUCCUAAGGACUUUAAUAAGUAUUUUCUGACUUUUGCUGUAGAGCGAGAAAAUGUCAUCGAAUAUAAGCACUGUUUGAUUACAAAAAAUGAGAAUGGAGAAUACAACCUCAGUGGUACCAAGAAGAACUUCAGUAAUCUUAAAGAUCUUUUGAAUUGCUACCAAAUGGAAACUGUUCGCUCAGACAGUAUAAUUUUCCAGUUUACUAAAUGCUGCCCCCCAAAGUUGAAAGAUAAAUCAAACCUUCUAGUCUUCAGAACCAAUGGCAUUUCUGAUGUUCCAACAUCACCAACAUUACAGAGGCAUAAUAAUGUGAACCAAAUGGUGUUUCACAAAAUCAGAAAUGAAGAUUUGGUGUUUAAUGAAAGCCUUGGUCAAGGCACUUUUACAAAAAUUUUUAAAGGUAUAAGAAGAGAAGUAGGAGACUAUGGUCAACUACAUGAAACAGAAGUUCUGUUAAAAGUUCUGGAUAAAGCGCACAGAAACUAUUCAGAGUCUUUCUUUGAAGCAGCAAGCAUGAUGAGCCAGCUUUCUCACAAGCAUCUAGUUUUAAAUUAUGGAGUAUGUGUCUGUGGGGAAGAGAAUAUUCUGGUUCAAGAGUUCGUAAAAUUUGGAUCACUAGAUACAUAUCUGAAAAAGAAUAAAAAUUCUAUAAAUAUAUUAUGGAAACUUGAAGUGGCUAAACAGUUGGCAUGGGCCAUGCAUUUUCUAGAAGAAAAAGCACUUAUUCAUGGGAAUGUGUGUGCCAAAAAUAUUCUGCUUAUCAGAGAAGAAGACAGGAAGACAGGAAAUCCUCCUUUCAUCAAGCUUAGUGAUCCUGGCAUUAGUAUUACAGUUUUGCCAAAGGACAUUCUUCAGGAGAGAAUACCAUGGGUACCACCUGAAUGCAUCGAAAAUCCUAAAAACCUAAAUUUGGCAACAGACAAAUGGAGUUUUGGUACCACUUUGUGGGAAAUCUGCAGUGGAGGAGAUAAGCCUCUGAGUGCUUUGGAUUCUCAAAGAAAGCUACAGUUUUAUGAAGAUAGGCACCAGCUUCCUGCACCAAAGUGGACAGAAUUAGCAAAUCUUAUUAAUAAUUGUAUGGAUUAUGAACCAGAUUUUAGACCUUCUUUCAGAGCCAUCAUACGAGAUCUUAAUAGUUUGUUUACUCCAGAUUAUGAACUAUUAACAGAGAAUGACAUGUUACCAAAUAUGAGAAUAGGUGCCCUAGGGUUUUCUGGUGCUUUUGAAGACCGAGACCCUACACAGUUUGAAGAGAGACACUUGAAAUUUCUACAGCAACUUGGUAAGGGUAAUUUUGGCAGUGUGGAGAUGUGCCGGUAUGACCCUCUACAAGACAACACUGGGGAGGUGGUGGCUGUGAAGAAGCUCCAGCACAGUACUGAGGAGCACCUGAGAGACUUUGAGAGGGAAAUUGAAAUCCUUAAAUCCCUGCAGCAUGACAACAUUGUGAAGUACAAGGGAGUGUGCUACAGUGCUGGUCGGCGUAAUCUAAGAUUAAUUAUGGAAUAUUUACCAUAUGGAAGUUUACGAGACUAUCUCCAAAAACAUAAAGAACGGAUAGAUCAUAAAAAACUUCUGCAGUAUACAUCUCAGAUAUGCAAGGGCAUGGAGUAUCUUGGUACAAAAAGGUAUAUCCACAGGGAUCUGGCAACAAGGAAUAUAUUGGUAGAAAACGAAAACAGGGUUAAAAUUGGAGAUUUUGGGUUGACCAAAGUCUUGCCACAAGACAAAGAAUACUACAAAGUGAAAGAACCUGGUGAAAGUCCCAUAUUCUGGUAUGCUCCAGAAUCACUGACAGAGAGCAAGUUUUCUGUGGCUUCAGAUGUUUGGAGCUUUGGAGUGGUUCUGUAUGAACUUUUCACAUAUAUUGAGAAGAGUAAAAGUCCCCCAGCGGAAUUUAUGCGUAUGAUUGGCAAUGACAAACAAGGACAGAUGAUUGUGUUUCAUUUGAUAGAACUCCUAAAGAAUAAUGGAAGAUUACCAAGACCAGAUGGAUGUCCAGAUGAGAUUUAUUUGAUCAUGACAGAAUGCUGGAACAAUAAUGUCAAUCAACGCCCCUCUUUUAGAGACCUAGCUCUUCGAGUUGAUCAAAUAAGGGACAACAUGGCUGGAUGAAAGAAACGAACUUCACUCUGAGACCAAAAUAGACUUACAGAACAAAGUUUUGUAUUUCACAUUACUGUGGACUAUUAUUACAUAUACCGUUGUUAUGUAUAUCAUGAUGCUAGCCAGCAAAGAUGUGGAAAUAUCCAUUCAAAACUUUCAAAGUUUAGUGAGUUUUUCUUCAUGAGGACAUCAGUGAAAAGACUUGAUGAGAAGUCCUUAGCAAAGAAUUUUGUAAAAAGUUUUACAAACCUAAUCAGUCAGUUAACAUAACUUUUCUUUGGCAAAAGAAAAAAAUAGGCUUUUUUUCAACUCAGAAUUUUGAAAGAUGAAAAAAUUGUAAUGUAAAUUUUGCAAUGUUGAAGAUGCACAGAAUAUGUAUAUACAGUUUUUACCACAGUGAAUGUAUAAUACCUUGGCAUCUUGUGUGAUGUUUUACACAAGGGCUGGUAUUCAUUGGUAAUGUUUCCUAAUUUUUCCAUAGUUGAUAUACAGUAAUGUCACUAUACAAAUUAUGAUGCUCAGAUAAUUGAAUAAGCACCUUGUGUUCCUGUUCAUCUGUAUCACUGGCCAGCAAUAUAAGCAGAUGUACACUUUUACCUUGUAGUUCUAUGUACUGUAAAUAUUUUUCAAAGCAAAGGGAACAAAUGUUUAGUUUCAUUUGUAUAGGAAAUUUCCCUGACCCUAAAGAAUACAUUUUGAAAUGGAACAAGUUUACAAAGAUAUAACACAAUCUAUUUUCUUAUUUGUCUCCCUUGUAUCUGUUUGUGGUGAGUAUGUUUUUAAAAUAGAACUAUCUCCAAAUUUUUCUAAGACUACAGUGAAUAGUUUUCUUUUAAAAUUUUGAGAUUAUGAAUGCCAGGAAUAUUGUCGUCCAUUUAGCUGUUGGCUGCUAAUAAGAUUUUUCAAUCCCUGGGACCUUUGGUCAUGCAUUAAGUUUAAGCGUAAGGCAUAAAAUAGAUUGUUUUUUAAAUGUGUGUGCUUAUUAAGAUGCAUAAUAGGUUAGGAAUUUUUUUCUAAAGAAUAUAUAUUUUAGGGGAUUUCAGAAAUCUCUUGCAGUCAUAGAAAAGAUUUCCUUUUGUUAGAUUCUCAUAUACAAGGGAGAAAUGAGGCUAAAUUGGUGAAAAAGUAUGCUUGUUAAUUUUAUUCAAGAAUGCCAGUAGAAAAUUCAUAAUGUAUGUCUUUAAGACGAAUGAGAGAUACAUAUUUUCAAUUAAG
Messenger RNA from Odobenus rosmarus divergens (Pacific walrus), 5098 nucleotides. It is a transcript of the gene JAK2, whose product is annotated as Janus kinase 2. The record is from RefSeq and is a predicted model, not a curated record. The transcript is spliced from 25 exons. Bases 500 to 3892 code for a protein of 1130 amino acids. Gene Ontology annotation, cellular component: cytosol; cytoskeleton; membrane. Gene Ontology annotation, molecular function: histone binding; ATP binding; cytokine receptor binding. Gene Ontology annotation, biological process: peptidyl-tyrosine phosphorylation; cell surface receptor signaling pathway via JAK-STAT; intracellular signal transduction. NCBI's taxonomy places the organism in Eukaryota, Metazoa, Chordata, Mammalia, Carnivora, Odobenidae.